AAAACAAUCAGAAAUGAAUCUUUGAUAGUGAAUAAUUGUCACGCUCUACAAAAGUGAAUGAAAGCAAGGAAAGACUAACAACUUAAAACAACAAAGCUAAGAUGCUCGAGUCAGAGUUCGACUGGUCUGAGGGCAGGCGCGGCAGCUUCUCGUGGCUGGAUUACGUGGUGUUCGGAGGGAUGCUGGUGCUCUCCCUCGCCAUCGGCAUCUUCUACGCCGUCAGGAGUCGCAAGAAGGCCAACGACGAGUUCCUCCUGGGCGGCAGGAGCCUCAGCUGCCUCCCUGUGUCCAUGUCUCUCGUGGCCUCCUACAUUUCCGCUAUCCUUGUGCUCGGUGGACCUGCAGAGGCGUACUACCAUAGCGUUCAGUGGUGGGUCAUAUGUGCAGGUCAGAUCUCUGUUCCUCUGGCUGCCGUGGUCUUCAUGCCGUUCUUCUACGAACUAAAGCUAACAUCGGUCUAUGAGUACCUAGAGCUGCGUUACUCUUCGCGAGCCGUCCGACUAGUGGCUGGGGGCCUCUUCAUCUUCGAGACUCUGCUGUACCAAGCGGUGGUGAUCUACGCCCCCGCCCUCGCUCUCGCCUCCGUCAGUAACUUCCCUCUUUGGAUUUCCAUGAUCGCUGUUGGGGGCAUCGCUUCUGUGUACACUGCCAUUGGAGGCCUCAAGGCGGUCGUGUGGACGGACGUCUUCCAGCUGCUCAUCCUGAUCGCUGGUCUCUUCGCCGUCGUCACCAAAGGCAUCUACGACUUGGGAGGUUUCGGCGUCGUGUGGGACAUCGCCGAGAGGAACGAUCGAGUUGGGAUUCAGAUUUUUACAUACGGCUACCACCUUCUACAGCGUCACACCGUCUCUAACCUCCUUAUCAACGAGGUCCUGGGCCAGUUGUCGCUGUACACGUGCACGCAGACGACCGUCCAGCGGUACUCGAGCACAAAGAGCCUCGCCCAUGCUUAUGUAUCAAUCUUUCUCACAAUUCCGUUCUUCGUGUUGCUCAUCUCUCUCACUAUGGCAGCAGGCAUCGUUCUGUUCGCUACGUACGAGGGCUGCGACCCCCUGGCGGCCGGACUCAUCACCAAGAAGGACCAGAUCCUGCCCUUCUACGUCAUGGAUCGCCUCAGCGCCAUCCCGGGGCUGCCGGGGCUCUUCGUGGCCUGCAUCUUCUCCGGCGCCCUCAGUUCCUUAUCCUCAGGUGUGAAUUCUCAAGCCGCAGUCACCUGGGAGGACGUGUUUUCCAGAAGGCCGGGUUGCAUGAGAUUAUCAAGCACAACUCAAGCCAGGAUCACCAAGUUAAUAGCGCUUGGCUUCGGCUUCCUAUCGACAGGUCUGGCUUUUCUGGCGGGGAACUUCGGUGGCCUCAUCCAAGCCGCCAUGGCCCUCACUUCAGGGGUGUCUGGCCCGAUGUUGGCCGUGUUUAUUAUGGCCAUAUUCCUCCCUUUUACUAAUUCUAAGGGAGCGACUGCUGCUUUGAUAUUAGGAACAGCAGCAGCUUUCACCUUCAGUUUUGGCAGCGCAGCCUUAGGCAUCACACCUGAACUGCUGCCAACUUCCACCGACCUCUGCCCUGCCAACCUCACGCUGCCACCACCCCCUGAUUCGCCUCCAGUUCGAGCGUCUGACCUUGAGUAUCCUGAGAAGAUUUUCGGGCUCUCGUACACCCAGUUGGGACCGCUGGGCUUCGCAGUGGCUUUUGUGGUGGGUGUCUUCGUUAGUCUGCUGACAGGUCGGAAUCGGGGAGUGCGAGUGGAGAGGUCACUCGUACACAAAUGGGUCAGAUGGAGCCUCCCUGACCCAAACAAGGUCACGGAUAGGGUCAAAGCUAACUCGUACAGCAACAGCAUUUCGACGCGGUUUUAAGUUUUAGGACACUGCGUCUGUGAUGCUGUUUUGAUGAAAGUUCUAUGACGUGCAGCAGAACGUCAUACGUCUCGGCGCCCUAUGUAUGCGAGCUCAUAUCAGUGUCUUACGAUGUGUAACCUAUGUGCAGGGUACAUGUUGACCAAAGUGUAAGAUGACAAAACACUCGGAGGCCCUUGGGGGUCAGACAAUCAAGAUAGAUAGGAAAGAUCGAAGAUAUCUCAAAGGAAAAGACGUCAGGUCUCUAAUCUAGCUGUAUAGUUUACCUUGCGCCUCCUGCGACGAUGCCUACAUAGGUGAGACAGGACGAGCACUCCACGAACAACGAAUCGACCAAUACCGCAGCGCUCUCUGACGUCAUGACAAGAGGAGCGUUUACGUUGUUCACGACGACACCGGCGACCCCCGCUCCGAGUGAUCCCAAGCCUCCGUCAUUAAAUGGGACACGUUCACGACAAUGGAAGGUGGUAGAAACGGCGUCAAUACGUUCCCCUAACAAUUUACACAACGCAACGGGGAGCCAUGAAUGAGCCAAUCCCAUCGCACGGUUAAUCACGAUAUGACCUGACUGCUCAGCACUUGUAUAUAUACACCUAUGUAUCUCUUGUUUUAAUGUGUUCAAAACGUGAAUGAAUACAGUCACAGAUGAAAUAUUAUUGCCAUGUUAAUUUGUAAAUUUGCUCUCUGGGUGUAAACUUGGCACCUGC
Penaeus chinensis is the source of this 2560-nucleotide messenger RNA. Its product is annotated as sodium-dependent multivitamin transporter-like. Lineage: Eukaryota; Metazoa; Arthropoda; Malacostraca; Decapoda; Penaeidae. Gene Ontology annotation, cellular component: membrane. The transcript has 12 exons. Gene Ontology annotation, biological process: sodium ion transport; transmembrane transport. The record is from RefSeq and is a predicted model, not a curated record. Gene Ontology annotation, molecular function: symporter activity. Bases 102 to 1853 code for a protein of 583 amino acids.